Molecule: messenger RNA, 1102 nt
Organism: Apis mellifera (honey bee)
Lineage: Eukaryota; Metazoa; Arthropoda; Insecta; Hymenoptera; Apidae
Product: ribosomal RNA-processing protein 7 homolog A
Exons: 4
Coding region: 335-1102 (255 amino acids)
Biological process (GO): rRNA processing; ribosomal small subunit assembly
Cellular component (GO): CURI complex; UTP-C complex
Molecular function (GO): RNA binding
Source: RefSeq, a predicted model, not a curated record
AUGUGUAAUUAUUUAUAUUUAUUUACUCAGUCAAUAUACAUGAGCUCACAGUUACCGAAUGAGCGUGAUAUGCUAUUUGUAAAGAAAUUGAAUAGCUUUUAACAGAAGGGAUAGUAUGUACUACUGUGCACGUGAAAGAAUAAAAGUAGAAGUGUAGUAUAUUAUGUAUAUAUUAGCUAGUAAAUGUAUAUAUUUAUUAAAUUGAUUUCUAUUACAACAUAUAUAUAUAUGUGUGUGUUGUGUGUGCGUGUAUGUAUGUUAAAAAAUUCAAUACUAUUAAAAAUAUAAAAAUUAUUAAUUUUCAUUAAUUUCAAUAGAGGUUAUAAAUAACGAAAUGAUUAUGAUAAAUAAAAAAAAUAAUCUUAAGGGUUUUAAGACAAUGUGGAUUCGAUUUAAUGAAGAAACUACUGACAAACAUCAAAUAUUUUUUAAAGAACACUCGAUUAGAAAUCAGGAACCAGAACAUCCUAGAGGAAGGACAUUAUUUAUGUUAAAUAUUCCUCCUUAUGUUACAUCUGAAAAUUUAAAGAGAAUAUUUGGUGAUUUGUGUGGAAUUGUUUCUAAUGUUUAUUUUAUAAUUUCUAAGGGAUUCAAAACAGCAUAUAUAAUUUUUGAAAAUGAAUCUGAUUUAGAGAAAGCAUUAGAAAUUUCUGAUGACUACAUAGUAACAUUAAAUGAUGGGAAUAAUUUUUGUUUAACAGGAAUAAGAAAAUGGUGUAUUGAAUAUAACCGUUCUGUAUGCAAUGAAAAAAAAAUGAAAGAGGAAAUUGAAACUUAUAUGCAAAAUUAUGAUAAAAAAAUUGCUGAGAAAAUAAUAAAAGAAAAAAUGAUGGAGGAAGAAGUACAAAAUAAUGAUGGUUGGGUAACUGUAACAGGACGAAAGAAAAGAGGACAAUUUGCACUUUCCAGAAAAGAAUCUACAAUUAAUAAAGUGCAACAUAAAGAAGAACAAAAAAAUAAGAAAAAACAAUUACUUAACUUUUAUACUUUUCAAAUUCGUGAGAGUAAAAAACAGAAUUUGGCAGAGUUAAGAAAGAAAUUUGAAUUAGAUAAAAAAAGAUUACGAGAUUUAAAAUUAAAAAGAACAUUUAAACCAUUUUAA